Messenger RNA from Stegostoma tigrinum, 9470 nucleotides. RefSeq names its product leucine-rich repeats and calponin homology (CH) domain containing 2 (gene lrch2). The record is from RefSeq and is a predicted model, not a curated record. Gene Ontology annotation, molecular function: protein binding. The coding region runs from base 54 to 2375 and encodes 773 amino acids. The transcript has 22 exons. NCBI's taxonomy places the organism in Eukaryota, Metazoa, Chordata, Chondrichthyes, Orectolobiformes, Stegostomatidae.
GCGCCUGCGCGCUGUCGGCUCGGCGAGAGGCCCCGGACACAAUCGGGAGGGAAAUGGCGGCGGGUCUGGGCGGGCAUCAGCUCUCACAGCCCUGGCACUCGAGAACCACCGCGCCGCCUACCCAGCUCAACCGCAGCCUCGACAGGGUUCUGGAGGAGGCCGUGCACUCCGGAAUCCUCAACCUCAGCGGUCGCAAGCUGAAGGAGUUCCCGGCUGUGAACUACGAUUUGACAGAUACGGUGCAGGCAGAUCUCUCCAAGAACAGAUUAAUUGAACUCCCACAAGAAGUUUGCUUGUUUGCGCCAUUGGAGACAUUACACUUGUAUCACAACUGCAUCAAAUGCAUUCCAGAAACUGUUGUUAAUCUGCAAAUGUUAACUUUCUUAAAUAUUAGUCGAAAUCUUCUAUCAACCUUGCCAAAAUAUUUAUUUAAUCUUCCACUUAAAGUUUUAGUUGUAAGCAACAAUAAGUUAGUUUCCCUUCCAGAGGAAAUUGGAAAACUUAAAGAUCUAAUGGAAUUGGAUGUUAGUUGUAAUGAAAUUCAAAUCCUCCCACAUCAAAUAGAAAAACUUCAGUCACUCAGAGAAUUAAAUAUACGCAGGAACCAUCUGCAGGUGUUACCUGAGGAAUUGGCAGAACUUCCACUUGUAAAAUUAGACUUUUCCUGCAAUAAAGUGACCGAAAUACCCAUCACCUUUAGAAAAUUGCGAUACCUUCAGGUUAUAAUAUUAGAUAACAACCCAAUGCAAUCACCUCCAGCACAGAUUUGUCUAAAAGGUAAAGUGCACAUAUUCAAAUUCCUGAACAUGCAGUCAUGCCGGAUAGACAAAAAGCCAGAUUCUCUGGACCUCCCUUCUUUGGAUAAGAGAGCACUUCCUCAGCCUCUUACAGACAGCAUGGAAGACUUUUAUCCCGUGAAAAACCAUGGUCCUGAUUCGGGCAUUGGUAGUGAUAAUGGUGAUAAGCGAUUGUCUACAACUGAACCCUCAGAUGAUGAUACAAUUAGCCUACAUUCUCAGGUGUCUGAAAUAACCAAGGAUUUGCCCCUCAAAUCAGACAAUCAUUUCGUUGGGGAUAAACUUAAUUCUCUCAAAACCUCAUUGGACCAAGAGCAUUUAGACUUGAUUGAUAAUGCAGAUGAGGAAGAGACACCACCAUCUGAAGCUGGAGAUGUUGAUCGAAUUCCUCCAUUUGUUACUUACUUAAAAGAACGAGGGAAGUUACCUGAAAAAUCACGGCUUGCAAAAGAUAAUAACUGGGGAGAUGAACCACGGUCUUCAAGGGAUUUGCAGCAAAUGAUACAAGAUGAGGAUGAGUUGAAGGAAGUGACUGAUUUGCGUAAAAUAGCUGCUCAAUUAUUGCAACAAGACCCACAUAACAGACGGAGACCAUUAACUUUUAAAGCAUCAUUCAAUGAAAACUUUGUCGAGAGGAGAAAGGCAGCAGGACCAGGAUCAAGACUUUUUGGUCACUCUACUUCAGUAAGUGGAAGAGAGAGGAAGAAAAAAACGUUGGAGCCUGAUAGUAGGUCAGAUAAAGCAACCUCACCGGGAUCACCGUACAGAUGUCAUUCUCUGGCUCUUUCUGAUGAAGUUGAGAAGAAACCAGAGGUAACCAGUACAGAUCAUAAGUACACCGAGGCACAGCAACAUACAAAGUGGCGUCAUGAAGAAAGGCGACAUGUUAAACAAAUGAGGAAAGAUCAUAUGAAGUUAAAAUCUUCAAAGAAAAAUAAGGAGGAAUUUGAAUAUGAAAAUGAGCCUGAUACUGAAACUACAUAUAUGUCUUCACCAUCUUCUGUUCAAAUCAUAAAUUCAUUUUCUUCAGUCCAGACAACACCCAGUGUGUCAUAUGAGGAGGAUGAUCGAUCAAUUGGAUUUUUGACUCAAACCCCAUCACUACCUUUUGGUCUCAAGCCUAGAUCAGCAUUUACCCGUCCAUCACGUCAGGAACUUGGAGCAGUUGACCCGGGUUUUACUAUUAGAAGAAAGAUGGAACAUCUAAGAGAAGAAUUAGAACAAAUUAGGCAACUUAAACAGAACCUCGAAUUAAGAUUAAAAGUUGUUUUACCAGAAGACGUAGGUGCAGCUUUAAUGGAUGGGGUGGUACUUUGUCAUCUUGCCAAUCAUAUUCGGCCACGAUCGGUGGCAAGCAUCCAUGUCCCAUCACCAGCAGUGCCUAAACUGAGUAUGGCAAAGUGCAGAAGGAAUGUUGAAAAUUUUCUCGAAGCUUGCAGAAAGUUGGGGGUUCCGGAGGAUAAACUUUGUCUUCCUCACCAUAUUCUGGAAGAAAGGGGACUGGUGAAAGUGAGUUCUACAGUGCAAGCCCUACUUGAACUACCUACAUCUAAACACACACAAUUAUCUGCUGUGUAAUUAACAUUGGUCGACAAUCUGCGUUAAAAUAAGUUAUUGUAUUUGCUGUAGUAGUAGCUAAGCCAUUUUCUUUCAAAACCCAAUGCAACAGCUCUCGCUACCUAAGCCAGCAGUUUGAUUAAAUAUCCAUGCUUAUCUGUUUUGUCAGGUACUGUAUUUACUUCCAGCUAACCAUACCUGCCAUGCCAGAAAGCUCAGAACAUGAUGUUUUGUCAUUUUUUUGAUCUCUGUCAUCAGAUAGGAAGCUCCCUCUACUUAGAUUUAAGGGGAAAAAUCAUUCUCACAACACUAUUUAAUUGUUCAUAGUAUUUGGGUGACUUCCUCCACCCCGUACCUAAUCAAACAUGACCUUGUGUUAGCACAAGGGAAAAGAUUUUCAGUGCUGGAGAGAUCUAUAGUUUUUUUUUAAAUAUAGGGAGUUUUUUUCCUUGCUCUGUCAUGUUUGUGACUUUAGUUUAGGUUUAAGAGUUGGUCAGUAAAUUUAACUUUAAUUGGUGCCCACCAGUGCCAUUAUUUUCUCAGGGCUAUUAGGUUUUCUGCGCCAGUUUGAGCAACUGGUUCGUACGAUCUUUUUUAUAUUGAGUACCAUUGAGCCUUUUUAAAAUACAAGACCUCCACGACUGUUCCUGUUUGCUCAAACUACUUGAAUUCGUAAAGUAUGCCAGCUUUUUGAAAUUAGGAUAAAAACAGAAAAUGCUGGAAAUACUGAGUAUUUGGCAAUCACUGUGAAGAGAGAAACCAAGCCAACCUUUUGGGUCUGCAGCCUGUCACCUGAUGCUGCCUGACCUGACUAUCUCCAGAACUUUGUUUUUACUUCAGACUUCCAGCAUCUGCAAUAUUUUAUCUUUGAAACAAUGACUUGCUAAUGACAGAAAAUAAUUGGAAAUGAUGCCUUUCAGUCUUUGGCAUUUACUGUAUGUCAUUUAAUAUUGAAAAUAUCAAUAAACAGUUUAAUAGAACAGACUUUAACCCAAGUUUAUAGGGGUUAUACAAAUUAGAAUUAUUUGCUGCCUGACAUGGAUGUACAAGCUGUGAGAAUUUCUACUAGGGCAGGGUGUUGAGCAAAGGGACCUUACACAGUAAUGUUGGGCCAGUGCCAUUCAAUGAGAUGUAACCGUCUUGAGUAGGAUUACAGCUGGCAGUAAACGUGCAUCAGUCCUGACAGGCUGUAAAAGGCAUUUGCCAAAGCAUAAAAUCUCUGCACUACACUUCACUCCCCACUUUCAAAUUCAGAGUAGCUUCUGAUUCCUAUCUGUGGGAAAUCUUUAGUACUGAUGACUUCACAACCUUUCUGUAAGAGAAUAGAAUGUGGUUGAUGUAUGUAGGAUGUAGGCUUACAUAUGGGAAGCCAAAAGAGUGACAUGUUUUCUUCACUUUUGGGAUUUAUGCCACUAACAAAUGCUAAUUAAUGUUCUCUGUUUUUGAGAGGCUCCGUAUUUGCUAACGCCUUCAUGCUGAUCCGCGCAGUGGUUAUUAUUCAUUCAGUCAAUGUAAAUUCUCCACUGAACUUUUCAUCUGCUCCUAAUAUGCAAAGUUUAGGGUUCUGGCCUUCCCGUUGGAACAAAAACUGCUUAGUACUUCUUUGUAUCUUUCAAGCUGUUAUAUAUCUCAAUUUUCCCUUUUUUUUUGAUUCUUCACCAACAUCUGGGUUAUAUGUGGAUAAGAAUUAAAACUGUUAUGAGAUCCUCAUACUCCUUUAAUAAUAUUUCAGCCAAAAGCUUAAGGCCCAAGCAAAAGUAGCUUUGACUCACCAGAACUUGGAGAAAGUCCAACAGAUGGCAGCGUUUUUUUUGAAUAUUAUUGGAGGUUAAAUACAUUUAUAGAGUGAAAAUGCUAUUUUGGAAAAAUAAUACCUUGUACUAUAAUUCAUUAUUAAAUUGUCCUCCUAACUCAGGUCCAUCAUUCAUGGAGAGUGAAUUGCUGAGCAAGUGCUCACCUUCUAGUUGGUUAGUAUUCUCGAGUUAUAGAGGUAGUAUACAACUUUACUCCUUCACCCAAAAAGUCCAGUAAAUUAAAAGUGGAUUUUGAAUAGACCUUUGGGAUGUUUUCUACUUUCCAAGCAAUUACCAGAUGAUUGAGGAACAUGCCAGUGUUACCCACAAUUAUCUAAAAGCAGAGUCUGAAAUCAAGGAAAAUAAUAGUGUGGGAUUUAAUUUCUAAUGAGCAAUUUAUGUUGGUAAACUUUCAGAAACAAAGCAAGUGUAGUCUGGUUUUCCAUCUUAGACUACUGUUAAGCAUUUAACAAAGUUGUACCUGAAAUGAUAUUGAUAGUUGGCUAAUAGGUGGUAAUCUAGAAUUAGAAACCUGAUAGCACCAUUCUUGCACAUUCCUGAUCCACUAGAGGGCUGCAUAUAACUAUCAGUUUUUGAAACUGUAGGUUCUGCCAAAAGAUGUUAUAAGCAAGAAUGACCUUUUAUUGAAUUACUUGGUACACAUUAUAUUCCUCAGGAUAUCAGCACUGAGGAGCUAAAUUAUUUCUGCAUUUUCUCUUGUAGAACUAUGGGAAGAUUUAAUUAAUUUCUCCAGAAGGAAAAGUACUUCUUCCUUCUAAGAUACAGCUAAACAUAUAAGCCUUGAGACAUUUUUUAGAUAUAAAAUCUCAUAAUUGAAAUGCCAAAGAAACAUUUUCAGGAUAAUUCAAUAACUAGUAUGCAGCAUUGAAAUGUCAGUGUAGCAUGAAACGUUUGUCGGAUUAGAAGUUCUUGCUCGUUUAUUCACAAUGUGUGAAUCAGUGAAGGUUACAUUUAUUAUUCAUUCCAAAUUAGCCUGAAAAGAUGUUGGCAUUGGAUUUGAACCACAUUAGUCCUUGUGAUAGUCCCACGUAGGGAGUUUCAUGAUACUGACAUGUAGGAAAUGAAGACAGUGUGACAUAUCCAAGUAAAGAUGGUGCAACAUGAUAAUGGUGUCCACAUUAUAGCACUGGCCUUGAUAGCAGAGGUUAUAGAGUUGAGAAGGUGAGCUUGGAGAAUUGCAUCAAUGCAUUUUGUAGAUGGUGUGUACUGUAUGCAGUAUGUGUUGUAUUCAGUGACAGGGAAUCUGAAAGAGCAGACUGCUUUGCCCUGCGUGGAGUUUACCUAGCAGCUCUAAUCUAGGAACAUAUUAUUUGUAUUCCUAAUUGGAGCUUUUGCAGGAGUGGUCAACUGGUGAGCCAUCAGCUACUGAUUGCAGAAAACCAAUUGUUUGCCCUGUGCUUCUAGUUUGGGAGUUGGAGAACCCGAAAAUGUGCGGGUACUUAACGAGUCUUCUCUUGAAGAUUGUCAGUGGGAAGUGAUAAGUGCUGCUAAUGUGACAUUCAGGCUGAGGCAAAUAACAUGUAAGUUAUCCAGCUUCUGAUGCAGGUUGCUAUAGCCCUUUGCACAAUUAGAAUUGAUGUAAGUGGAGAUACUUCAUAAACACUUGUAAUUUGCCUCAAAACCAUGCCAAACAUUUCAGGGUAUUUGGUGACUUCCAAUGUAGACUUUGUAAGUGUGGUAAAUUGUGAAAUAUUGCAAAUGAAAUUAGCUUUUCUCCAUUUUUGAUAUUUUGUGUAAUUUAAAAUUUUGUAAUCAUUCAAAUCUGAAAGUUACAGAACAGAAAACCAUUUGUAUUCUCUAGACUUUGAUGAAUUUUAUCCCUUCAUGAACAGAUUAUACCAUUUUAUUAUUAUUUAAUACAAUUUGUGUUAACGAUUGUGAAGGUGAUAUUCCGUUAUUAGAAAUUUGUAUCAUGGAAGGAGCCAUUCAGCCAUGUCCAGCCCUACCUACAUGGAACUUACCAGCGUAAUCCUACUUUCCGAUUCUGGUCUGUAGCCUUGGGUGCAGCACUUAAAAGUGCACAUCCAAGUAUGCUUUUAAAUGCCAUCCUUUCACACAAAGCUCCAAGUCCUCAUCACCGUCUGGGUAAAAAUAGUUCCACUCGAAUCUCCUCUAAACCCAUAGUUCUUUCCCUAAAUUUAUGUCCUGGUUAUUGGUAUCUCAGCCAAAGGGAAUAGGGAAUUCCUAUCCACCUUAUCCACUCUGUUCAUAAUUUUACACAUUUCUGUAAGGUCUGCACUCAGCCACCUUUUUUCGAAAGAAAGCGUCCCUAGCCUGUGAACUGAGAGAACAGCAGAUGCUGAAGAUCUGAAACAAAAACAGAUGUUACUGCAGAAGGUCUGGCAGCAUCUGUGGAGAGAAAAGAGUUAAUUUUUGAGUCCAUUUGUUGUUCUUCAAAGCUCACUGCAUUUAAAAUGUUAACUCUUUUUCUCUCUCCACAGAUGCUGCCAGAUCUGUUGAGUCUCUCCAGCAAUAUCUGUUUUUGUCCUAGCCUAUCCAAUAUUUGCUCAUCACUAAAACCUCAGUCCAGGAAAUAUUCUCUCAAAUCUCUUCGACACUAUCUUUUGUGCAAUCAGAUCUUUCUUACGUUACAGCUAUGACCUAAUCAGUGCUUCGUGCAAUUCCAGCAUUUCAACCAAGGUCUUAAUAUUCUGUGAUACAGCUGAUAAAGUAUAAGUACUCCAUAUGUUCUAAUGACUACAUUAUCGACUUGUGAUCUGAGGCCACAUACUUAAGGGCUUUUUCUCUACAUUCUCAAGUAUCUUACCAUUGAUUUAUGUAGUCCUUUGAAGGAGACUUUCUUAACCUUCCCUAACCUCACUCCUCUCUGGAUUGAACUCCAUUUGUCACUGUUCUGUCCACUGACUAGUCCCUUGUUACCUUCCUAAAGCCUGCAGCCUUGUUAUCAACCACACAGCCAACUUUAAUAUCAUGCAAAGUUUUAUCUGCCACUAUGGGGUCAGAAUAAUGCUAAAACUAAUAGUAGUAACUUUUUACCUAUAAGCUUUUUACUUGAUGCAAUCAAAUGUAACUUGGUGAAAAUGAAAUGUACUUAACUAUUGUAUAAUGUUCAGUUUUAGUUUGGUCUACCCUUUGCCAAAAGAUAUAUUAUUUUUCAAAUAGAAGUAAAUACAGCACACAGAUAUUGAAGCUGGCAUAUUUUAUCAAAGGAACUGUUUAUAAAUUUUAAUUGUAUAGGUUUUAAAAUUGUGCCUCCACUAUUUUUUAAAGCUUAAGCUUAUUUCCAACUAUUUAAUUUGGUGUAUGAUUUUGUUUACAUAUAUUUUAGUACAAAGCUUUAAGUCUUUUUAACUCUUCAGAAAAUAUUAAUUUUUAAUUUAUUUAAUUUUAAACAGUUUAGAUGAAAUUUCAUUAUACUUACAGAAUGCAGUAAAAAAUCACUGAGUCACAGAAAAUUGACAAAUGAUUACAUUUACUUCAAAUAGACAAUGAAUAACAUUUUGUGAAUGCUCAUUAUUAGUUAGCAAUAUACAACUUAAGCCUUGAAUUUGCAGAUUUUUUUUGAACUAAUCUUUAUUGUAUUGUACAAUUUUGGUUGAGAGUUUCACGUGUUGGAAGGAGAACAACAUAAGCAUAUUGUUGAGACUGCAAAUACAGCAGUAUUUCAGAAAUCAUAUUUGAACUGAAGCAAAGCUAGCUCUCUUGAAGAGAAUAUUACUGUGCGUAGGCAAGUUAGGCCCAUCAUUCAUCUCUGCUCUAAAUGAUAUAGCACCUCCUUCUGCAAAUUCUACUCUGUCAAAACACUUAAAAUGGCUAAGUAAAACAUUUUUACUGCUGUGCUCAAAACAACUAUAGCCACUUACAACUCAGAGUACAACUUUUUUUUCAUUCCAGAGAUGCACUGUCAAUGUGACUUAGGCUAUUAGCAUAAAGUGAUGUAAGUUGUUAAGUCCAGCCCUGAAAUUAUUUAGCAUCAAAGUUUGGAUAUGUCGAGAUCUUGUGGCAUAACUGUAGUGUCCCUGCCUCUGAAUCAGGAGGCAUGGGUUCAAGUCCACCUGCUUCAGUGUGUGACAACAUGUCUGAACAAGUUGAUUAGAAAAUACAAGUAUCAUCUUUGAAAGUGAAGGGCAGGGAUGAGAUGAAAUGAAGGGUAUGUAAUUCAUAAAACUUUGUCCUGUCAAAAUAGAAUUCAAUUAUGGGUAAGAUUUUUUUCACAAAAAUAGCAUGUCCUUUAUAUUAAUGUUUUUUAUAAAAUGUUGAAAUUUACAGAUUGUGAAAUGUUGCAGAAAGAUCUCUAAUUUAGUAAUUUUUUUCUUUUUACUAUUCGUGCACCUACAAGCAUAUUUUCCUGUGUAAAUGGCUGGUUUUGUGAAAACUGGCAUAUCACUUAAAUAGUGAACAUAUUUGUUACAAGAAGCAUUUCACCAAGCCUGGAGCACUUUUGUGACUAUUUCAUACAUAAUUAGGGAACAAACUUUUGCACAAAUAAUAAACUGGAUUUGUAGUACUGUUAAGGGUUUUUCUUUGUAAUUAAUCCUGUUUCAAAGUUUUUCAUAAACAGAGAGGACCUCACCAACUUUCAAAGCAAAAUAAAGAUGUUGCUUUUAACAGGUUUUCAAUGUUAAGAUUUACAAUUAUGGAUAAUGGUAUAGUUCAAUCAAAAUCACAGCGACCUAAGUUUCAACUGAGAAAAUAUGGCAGUAUGAGGCAAAGUGACCAAACUCAAAGAUUCUGUUAUGCAUUUCCAUAAUCAGAUACAAAUAUUGACUCAUUUGUCAGUUUGCCCUAUGAUUCUUAUUGGGUGUACAUAGAAGUUUAAGGUUUAUGAAAUGUUUACAACCAAAUUUCUUAAGGACUAAUUACCACAAUUUAUUGAGAAUACUAGUGGAAACUUGUUAUUUGCAACUAAAAACAGAUUUUGAGCUUUUGAAAAUUUGGUAAUGGCAUUUCAACUGCAGUUAUAAAUCGGAAACAUAAAGCUAUUUAAUAUGAACACUUGUUUCUUGCAAUACAAAAGAUUGUCUAAACAGAUGUAAAUAAAUGUGUUCAUAUGUCCUAUUUCCCUAUUAUUCCACAGAUUAUUUCACGUAAUGUUUUUAUUUUUGUUUUUAUUCAAAAUUCUGUAUAUUUCUGUAAUUUUAGUUGCCUGUACCAUGAAUUCAAUUGUUAAACUUACCAAAUAUGUUUUCUUUUAUGAAGCCUACAGAUGUAAAUAGUUUGUAUUACAUUUUGCAUGCAUGGACUCCUUUGACCAAUCUUGAGACUGUGUAUAUAUGUUAUAGUGUACAGUAUGUUUCAUAAACUUCAAUGUUUAAGAAAUAAACCUGUCUUUUUAGACAGC